AGACGGAUCUGUGGCGGAUGGAUGGCGGAAGACGGGUGGACGGCUCGCCGGCCCUGGCGGCGGGGCCGGGUCGCGGGCCACGCUCCGGGGAUGGCCGGGGCCGGCCGGCGCCCCGGGCGUCGCGGGACCGCCCUCGCGUGCGGGUGGCGGUGGGAUCCCGCGCUGGUGUUCCUGGGGGCCCGGCCGCGUGGCCCGGUCUUUUUCCUCCGGUCCCCGGACGGCGCCCGCGUCCCUGUCCCGCGGCCCCCGCCGUGCGUGCUCGCCGGCCCCUCCCCGCCGCCGCCGGCCUCGCCUCGCCUCUCCUCGUCCCGCGCGUGCGACCGCCCGCGUUCCCGUCCCCUGCCCGGGCCCGAGCCGGCCUCGCCUCGCCUUCACGUGGGUGUCGUCCCCCGGCCCCUGCCGGGCCGGUGGCGUCCCCGGGCGGAGCGGUGCAGUGCCCUCGGAAAGCCCUGAGCGAGGGGGGCGGGGCGGGGGA
Molecule: messenger RNA, 475 nt
Organism: Capra hircus (goat)
Lineage: Eukaryota; Metazoa; Chordata; Mammalia; Artiodactyla; Bovidae
Product: arp2/3 complex-activating protein rickA-like
Exons: 2
Coding region: 22-453 (143 amino acids)
Source: RefSeq, a predicted model, not a curated record